Messenger RNA from Athalia rosae (coleseed sawfly), 1830 nucleotides. RefSeq lists its product as uncharacterized. The transcript has a single exon. Lineage: Eukaryota; Metazoa; Arthropoda; Insecta; Hymenoptera; Athaliidae. The coding region runs from base 582 to 917 and encodes 111 amino acids. The record is from RefSeq and is a predicted model, not a curated record.
UAUUUAUAUACCUUUUGUAGUCGAAAAUCAAUAUUCUAUAUAAUUAUAAUACACGCACGAUCCGUGGAAUUUAUGAACGUCCAUCAACCCAUUCAGAUCUGAUAAAAUGAACACAACAUAAUGAAAAAUGAAUGUCACAUAUUGUAACUUUUGAAGCGGAGGGGUUCCGCACGCGAGCAAAUUUUUACUGCAAGAUAGUUACACAUCUUCUUUUCACAGAUUUCUACUCAACGGAUAAAUGAAUCGAAUCGAUCUACGAACGACCGUCGAGUAUUUUUAGUGUUCAAUGGCAUCCUGUAAAAUUUGAUCCUAGCCAAACGUCAAUCGAUUUAUAGGCUAUCAAAAUGACGGGUAAAUUUCAAGCGGAAUUCAAAACGCCAUGGGCCCUGAUGAAAGCGUCGGCAGAAUUUAUUCCGAGAAUUUUUGGGCCCAAGGGAUCGGUGAGACGCUAACUUGAUUCACGUAUUUUUAUAUCUCGGGAGAUGCAAUUUAACAAAAGCCGUUAGUUUCAUCGAAUUCAUGAAAAUCAAAUUCGGAAAAAACUAAAUUUGUAGUGCGAGCCCUUCGCAGCUGCAGGGUCGAUGACGUAUUUCAACAAGAGGGAAGCGUCCGUGGAACGUGAUGGGAGAAAAAUAGUCAGAGGGUACGAUCGUUUACGUGACACGACCCCUUUUAACCCGAAACAAAAACGAUGUGAUCGAAUGCAGCCAGGUCUGAUCUGGGAAGGAAUUUACGACGAAAACAUGAGGCGCAAAGUUGCCAUCAACACUAGCCACUGGCAUGGUAGAUCCAAUAGAAUUCAAUUAGACUUUCCAGAGAGCAAGUUCUAUCGGUCUAAUAAAAUACAAGACCAAUUCUACAGAAGGAAUAACAUAAACGUAGACUCAGAACUGGACAGACAAUGUCACACCUAUUGAAGUGAAUAACGCCUCUUUUCGGAUCUUCGCAAUACACAUUCCUCGUUAUUUUCUCCUUUCAAUACGUGAAUUACAAAUUUGUACGUGUCAGAUUCUGAAAAAGCCCAAUGAAAGCUCCUCGAAUAUGUGUAACGAACAAUUCUGAUUAGAUUUUGAAUAUUAUUUCACGGUCGAUUGAAUUCAAAUCUUUUCUGAAUUUCGAUCGACGAGUCAAGACUUGGUGUAGGUCAUGCCAUUAUCAGAGGAGAAUACGUCUCAGAUAUGAUAAGAAAAUAAGCGGUCCCACCUUCUGAGUAAUGCGUAAAGUUCAACGUGCAGUUCGGAAUAUAGCGUACGUUAUUCCGAGAAAUUGAACAUAACAGAGUCCGGAAUGUGCGAUGCACAAAUUCGUGAAACACACUGGGUGGAUAUGCGCUAAACCGAAGCCAGGCUUGACCAAACUGCAGAAGUUUGUUUGCGGGGGAUAGAAACGUUUGCGCGCAUAAACAGGAUAACUGCUUCGAUAACUCGACGUCUAUACCUAUAGGAUUUCAUGCGUCACGAUGCACGUCGUGAUAUACGCUGCGUUGUUACUGCGCAAUUUACGACUCGCUCGACACGUUCGGUGUCAUUGGUUUUCAGCUUCUCAUUUUCGGGACAGCGUCGUAAAGUGAACGUCAAAAUAACCCUUUGACGAAAUUAAUGCACGAUCAAUUAUUCGGGAUUAUACUUGCGAGCGUAAUCCUUCGAUUCAUCUAAUAAUUAAAGCGGAAGGUAAAUGGAUCUUCUGACCACUGCAGCUUACACGUGAAACGUACAAGCGAAAUCCCUCGUGCUUAGCGAUCUGGGUGUACACACCGAGGGUAUACCUAUAUUAUAAUCUUUCAAGAUGCUAUACGUGUAUAAUUCUAUCUUCUAUACCGUACAGAGAAUC